This is a messenger RNA of Monodelphis domestica (gray short-tailed opossum), 5047 nucleotides long. RefSeq names its product speckle type BTB/POZ protein (gene SPOP). The record is from RefSeq and is a predicted model, not a curated record. Gene Ontology annotation, molecular function: protein binding. NCBI's taxonomy places the organism in Eukaryota, Metazoa, Chordata, Mammalia, Didelphimorphia, Didelphidae.
GCCAUGACGCCGGGCCGGUGUGUGUCCGUCUGUGUGUGUGUGAGUGUGCGCGCUCUGCGUGUUUGUAUGUGUGUCCGCCCGGCAGGUCCCGGAUGUUGCGGACAGUAUGAGGUGAGCGCACGGGGACGGGGACCAGCAGCUGUCGCGUCCGUUCUCAGAUGGGGAAGGCUGAAGCAAAAAGAGAUAAAGUCAUCUGCCCUGAACCACACAAGUCUUUCACAGAGUUGAGAAGACAUUACAGAUGUCCUGAAUUCCAGUUCCUUGCUAUAACCUCUACAUUGUGAUUUCUCCAUGUAAACUCUUGUACCCUUUUGAUGGCAGAACUCUGGAGUGGCUUAGGGGGAAAAUAUCCUUCCCAAAGCAAAGCAUAUCUAUUUUCUUCAGAGAGACAAAAAGGAAGGGAGAGGCUUCUUUGUGGAUAUUUGACUUCACUUAGGAACUCCAUUAUCAUUAUCAACAAGCAGGGUGAAGACUAAAUAGAAUUUUUUUUCUUCUAAACUUGGAAAUCGAGUUUAACCUUCAAACUGGCGAUGUCAAGGGUCCCGAGUCCUCCUCCUCCGGCAGAAAUGUCGAGUGGUCCUGUAGCUGAGAGCUGGUGCUACACGCAGAUCAAGGUAGUGAAAUUCUCCUACAUGUGGACCAUCAAUAACUUUAGCUUCUGUCGGGAAGAAAUGGGUGAGGUCAUUAAAAGUUCAACCUUUUCAUCAGGAGCCAAUGAUAAACUAAAAUGGUGUUUGCGGGUGAAUCCAAAAGGGCUAGAUGAAGAAAGCAAAGAUUACUUGUCUCUAUACCUAUUAUUGGUCAGCUGUCCAAAGAGUGAAGUUAGGGCAAAGUUCAAAUUCUCCAUCCUGAAUGCCAAAGGAGAGGAAACGAAGGCAAUGGAGAGCCAGAGAGCAUACCGGUUUGUACAAGGCAAAGACUGGGGAUUCAAGAAGUUCAUCCGAAGAGAUUUUCUUUUGGAUGAAGCUAAUGGUCUCUUACCUGAUGAUAAACUCACCCUCUUUUGUGAGGUGAGUGUGGUGCAGGAUUCAGUCAACAUUUCUGGCCAGAAUACCAUGAAUAUGGUGAAAGUCCCUGAGUGCCGGUUGGCAGAUGAGUUGGGAGGACUCUGGGAAAAUUCUCGCUUCACAGAUUGCUGCUUGUGUGUUGCUGGCCAAGAGUUCCAAGCUCACAAAGCUAUCUUAGCAGCCCGUUCUCCUGUUUUCAGCGCCAUGUUUGAGCAUGAGAUGGAAGAGAGCAAAAAGAACCGGGUGGAAAUCAAUGAUGUGGAGCCAGAAGUUUUUAAGGAAAUGAUGUGCUUCAUUUAUACUGGCAAGGCCCCUAACCUAGACAAAAUGGCUGAUGAUCUUCUGGCAGCUGCAGACAAGUAUGCCCUGGAGCGUUUAAAGGUCAUGUGUGAAGAUGCACUCUGCAGUAGCCUGUCCGUGGAGAAUGCAGCAGAGAUUCUCAUCCUGGCUGACCUGCACAGUGCAGAUCAGUUGAAAACUCAGGCAGUGGAUUUCAUCAACUAUCAUGCUUCAGAUGUCAUGGAGACCUCUGGAUGGAAGUCCAUGGUGGUUUCACACCCCCACUUGGUGGCCGAGGCAUACCGCUCCCUGGCUUCAGCACAGUGCCCUUUCUUGGGGCCCCCACGAAAGCGCCUGAAGCAGUCCUAAGGCCCCUGCUUAUUGCAGGACCCAAUUUUUUUCCCAGAAGCAGCAGCACGUUUGCUGUCCUUGACCACUACGUAGAGGCAGCUCAGUCUGUGGAGCUUUUACUCUAUUAUGGGGGGAAAGACUGUUCCAUGACACCCUGACUUUUAAAAACAGCACCAAGUAACUUGAGGGGAAAUAGGGGGAGGGGAGGGCCUGGGGCUCGGGGCAGUUCAUCCUAACGAAAACCCUGUUGCUGCAUUGUCUGUGUGUUCCCUUCAGCUUGGACAAGUCGAUCCUCCAGGGAUUUGGUUUAGGUGCUGACAUCCCAAAAGACAUCCAGAAGGUGGUACUAGGGUCUAACCCAUCUCUGCAUCUGACAGCACAGAACAGAUCAAAUCGUCAGGUGUCUGGACUAAAAAAAAAAACAACACAAAAAAGGACAUUUAGUUUUUAAGAGAAGGGGAAGAACAAAGGAAGAGGAGGAAAGAAUUUUUGAUGGAAUUUCUCAAAAGGCCGUUUCUGGAGGAUUCCAGUAGUAUUUAUGUUGAGAGAAAGAAACUUUAGCCCUUUCAGCUGUGCUAAAACUGGGACGUUUACAAAAACGCCUUACAUCGUACAGCCAACAGAAGAGCAGUUCUCUCUUGUUAUUAGCACUUAUAUGUUGUUUGCAAAAACGGAAAAUACCCUUUAUCUUUCUGUGGGGAAAAAAACAAGUGAAGGUGAGAGGCGGAGAGGAGGCCCUCUGGUCUGGGAGACAAGAACUCGGACGUGGCGCCCUUUGCAAAGAAUCUUUAUUGGUUUUGAAGAACUGGGAAAAAACAAACCUUCAUCCCAAUCUUGUACUUUCUUGACAAGAACUGUGCUUCUCUGUUUUUAGAUAUUGUGGAAAAUGGCAUUUUUCUCUCAUUUUACUUCUCUCUCCUCUUUCUCCCCAUCCCCUUUUUUUUCAAAAGGGUGGGAAAAAAAAAACACUAACACAUUGUUAGUUGUUCACUAACACUGCGUGGGAAAAAAACACUGAAAAAACUAACGCACGGUGUUAAUUGUUCACUAACACUGCGUGGAAUAAAACACUAAAAACACUAAUACGCAGUGUUGUUCGCUAACACUGCGUGGAAAAAAACCCCACUAAAAACACUAAUAUGCAGUGUUAGUUGUUCACUAAUACUGCAUGAAAAAUUCCUGGUCCUGAGAUGCUCAGUUCUUUGUACCUGACUUGCCGCCUGCAUAGGAGCCAGUCCUGUUCUUUUCCUUUCCUGUCUCCCCUGGGGAGAACUUCCAAAUAGUCAUUUUUUUUCUUUUUGAAAAUAUAAAUAAUUACUAUUUUGUACUGUGUGGUAUCCCUGGUUUUCCUUUUUUUUCCCCCCAUUCCACUCCUUUGGCCUGCCUCCUAGAUUGGAGGCACCUGUUCAAGGGAAUUCCCAGAGCUGGUUGGCUCCCUAAACUACAACUGGCCAAUGCCACUCUUCCAGAUGUCCUUUUAAAAAGAGUGAUUCUAUUCUCAAUGCCUGAGCAGCAUUGAUUCAAUGUCUUUUCAUGGAAAAUAGGGUCAGAAUUAUUUUUUUCAUGCUGCCGACUCCUGCCAGUCCCCUGCCCUUGCACCUUCGUGCUGCACUUUCACUCUGUUAGGGUUUAGUCCUUGGGGUUGCCAAGAUGGGAGCCUAGUAUAGAAAUGGGAGUAGCAAAGCCUGUCCUUUCUGAAAGUCCUAAGAAUUGUGUCUGCUCUCAUACCAAAUUACAGAACUAACAUUCCCUUAAGACCUCAUCUAGCAACUAAACAGAAUCACUAAGCAAAUGGACAUGAGUACAGUGACAUACAGUCAGACUGAAUUGACAUGUGUUGGCGCCUCUUGCUUUGUUGACUAGUUAGUAUCUCUGUAAAUUAUGCUCUCAGAAGAGCUAAACUUCGAGUUAUCCAGCACACAUCUGGCCAUCUUCUAUGCCCCAUUCACAGCGGUACUCGUGAACCAUAGAGCCACAGAUGGACUUAAACAAAAAAAAUGCAUUCGCAGUCCCUGGCCUGUGGAACUUUUUUUGAGCUCAGGUCAAGGCUUAACCUUAUUUUAGGGCAGGCUCUCUCCAACAGUAUAUAGGAGGAAAAUCCUGAAUAGAUAGUCUUUUUAAUCAGUAUAACCGAGGGCAAGAUUUGGAAUCUGCCACAAUCUCCUACCACACACCAUCAGAACUAAAGUCUGACCUCAUUUUGUUAACAGUACCUUUGUAAAGGAAUAGGCUGCAAGUUCUCUGACUUGUAACUUCAUGUUUCCCCAACCUUUGAAGUUGAUACAAAGGACAAGCCAGCUACAUAGCUGGCAUUUAUCCACACUAUCUCUUGCAUAGCGAAUAAUCAUUUGUAUUGUGUUGUAAGGUUCUCAAAGUCCUUUCAUGUGUGUUUUCUCAUUUGAUCUUCCCAAGAGGUAGGGAGAGUAGGGAUGUUAUCCCAGGUUUACAGAUAAGGAAGGGCCCGAUCUACUAAAGAGGCAGAGGUAGGACCAGAAUCUGUGUGGUCUGACUCUGGUCCAUUUCUCCCAAGGCUCCAUAAUUAGCCUAAGGAAGCUUCAUUCUUGGUAGAAAAAUUGAGCUUAGGUGAGAUUUUUCCACUGGGGGAAGCAAGAACAAUGCUAUGUUGUUAUUCCUUAGGUGGUUCUUAGUGAACAAACUGUAUUUAGAAUUUGAUUCCUCAUUCCUUCACUGAAAGAUUAGAUAUUUGGGCAAGUAAACAGGGAUUUGUGUAGCUUCUGGAAGGCCAUGAUUCUGGGACUCCCGAAGGAUGUGUUUCUUCUUCUGGGAUUAUCCAAGGUUUGUGAAAAUUCCAGUUUGAGCUUUACAUAGGAAUCAAUAUAAUCCAAGCAUCUCAGGUGAAGCUGCUAUAUAGGUGUCCUAUUCUUGUUAUUGUUAUUAUUAUUAGGUGGUGUUUGUUUUUCUCUAAAUGAUACAGUUGGAGCCAUCUGGUUAUGACAACAUCAGAGCCACAGCAUACUGUUCAUAAACCUCCCACUGUCACCAGCCCCUCCCCCAGCUCCCUCACAUCUGAAAUUUAAUUCAAGUUAACUCCACAAUCUGUGGCAUGUGCUGUCACUGCAGAGAUGUCCGUGCCAGUAGAACAGUUGGAGAUUUCAAUUCCACAAGGAUAUGGCUUAUUUAUCAAAACAAUAUUUCAGGCAAGUGGUUUCAUAGAACCUUUGGAGCUGUGGUUUUGGGUCCAGAUAGAGCAUUUAAAAUCAGCCCCUUUUGUUCCCUCCUCCUUAACAGGCCCUUCUUAGAAUUUAUUUCCAUUCUUUCUGGGGAGAUCAAACCUCUAUUGCCCAUUUUUUUCUUCAGGACCUCCAACUCCUUUUUUGAUUUUAACAACUUGGGUAAGAAGUCCCUGUUUCCUUAUCAAUAAUAAAGUUACUGGCUUUUUAAACAAGAAA